AUGGAGCCGGCGACUGACACUGAUGCUCCAGCUAUGCGUGAGUCUGCCGCGCCAGAGCUACAAGAGGCCGAGUUCGAAGCAUUCAAAGUCAGUCGAGUCAUGUCUCUUCGUAAAGACAUCUGGCAGUUGAUUGCACCAUGGCGCCAUUGUGGGAAGAAGCCACCAUUCACUGUUGGCGAAAUGGCAGUGUUCGCAAUGAUCCACAGCAAUGAGCACGACGACUCGGAUAGAGAUGUGCAUGUUCUGUCUGUCGCAGAGAUACAUGCCUCAAUACUGCUCACGUUCAGCUACUACGGCAAGCUUGCCAUCAACGCUUUUGCAUACUUUUCGGCGCUGCAGCGCCUGCAGAAGCGUGUGAUCUUGGAAGAAGUCGUAGAGGGAUUUCCUGAGAAUUUACGGGAUUUUGAUUUGCCGCUUACCAUCACAGCAGUCCGCUGGCCCACUUACCGGACACCCUCCGAGUAUGGCAUUACUGCGAAUGCCGCUCGAGUGUACCUGAGACGCUGGCUCGAACCAGCGCGCGCAGGCAAAUUUCGCUUCCUCGAUCUUUCUCCGGAAUUGCGAAACAAGAUAUACGAGAAGGUGCUGCGUUUCCCCGACGUGGGCAUCAACUUUUCCGAAGACAAACAUUUCCAGCUCAUUCCAGGAGACCAGAAGUACGACCACACGGUCGAUCCCUAUUCCGAGGUGAACCGCGAGCAAUUCGUAUCAAACCAGGUUUGCAGCGAGCUUUUAGCGCUCUUCCGCACUUGCAAGAAAAUACACCAAGAAUCAUCUUCAGUCUUCUACGGAGUCAAUAAUUUCCGCUUUGAUACACUCAAGGACUUGCACAUUGCACUGUCGGCGAUGCCUAUCCGUGCCCAGGAGCAAAUACAGUGCCUCCACAUAUGCCUGGGCGCAGACGCCACAACGUUCUAUGACAUGGCGCCAGUCGGGAAUAUGCUGCAUCACCUUGCUCCAAAGCGACUGAAGUUCAGUUUCUUCCAUUGUCACUGGUUCGAACAGUACAACCAAGUGCGAAGAUCUGUUUACAACAGAACAGGUAAAGUUAGCGGCAAGAAGCCCGUGCAGGUCGAUACUUGCGAAAUGGUCGAAGAGUUGAAGCCUUUUAUGGACUUAGCGCGGCGUGCAGAAAAGAUCGAAAUUUUCGAUUGGGGCGGAACAGCCUUUAGAGAAUUUGUCAUGGGCCAGCUGGGUCUUCAACAAACUUGUUCUGCUGCUGUGAAGCAGGGGAACUGGGUGCACUGCGUUGUUAAGGGGUGA
Cercospora beticola is the source of this 1263-nucleotide messenger RNA. RefSeq lists its product as uncharacterized. The record is from RefSeq and is a predicted model, not a curated record. Lineage: Eukaryota; Fungi; Ascomycota; Dothideomycetes; Mycosphaerellales; Mycosphaerellaceae.